UAGCGGAAAUUAUCGUGCCUAACUGCCUACCGGGGUAUUUGGUUUUGGAUCAAAAAUGGCAAGUCGUCCAAGGGCCCUUAGACCACAACCGUUCCCUUCACCCACUCCAGCAACAGAACCUAACCAGCCUCUCAAUGAUCUAAAUAUGGUAGUAGGACGACCCAUGGGAUUGGGAAUCCCGUCGGCUAGUUUGCCAGUAGAACCAUCUAUGGAGCUUGAGCCACUAGUGUCUCCGUCUCAAAACUCUCCUACCCCGAAAGGAUAUGAUUUUAACUUGGGUUCCUUGAAAAAAAUUAUCAGAGACCAAAAGUUGACAGCAAAAGUGAAACCAGCACUGAUAUCAUUUCUUGGCAUACCGCCUGACAGUGGCCAGACCAAGGCAGUAAAUCAUAUUCUUGAUCGCUACAUAAACAAAGUCAAGCCUCCAUUUGCAUUAACUCCUGGUCUAGUAGGGGAAGAUGUGACUACAGCUGAAGGUAUCGAGUACCACGAAUUGGUAGCAGCUGGUUUUAAGUCUAUGAGGAGUAUUUACAUUAGUGAAGUAACAAAAGAGUCUAGCUCUGCUUUUGGCAUUCUCUCUGCUUUUAAACAAGGCCUUAUAGAGGAAAAGAAAUUACCACUUUUUGAUAUAUCCGUUUCUCAAUCCUCACAAGAAUUUGAAAACAAGCAACUAAAUGAGCAUCUCAUCCAUACUUACCAGUAUCUAUCUGCUCAAGAGUCAAUACCUAAAAAAGAUACGGAGUCUCUUGAAGAUGUAGAAGAGCUUACCGAAAAGGAUCAAGAUUAUGCAAAGAAACUUAAAAAGCUUCUUCCAGAAGGGAUAGCUCUUGUUAUUAUGUGGGAUGUUGCUCUAAAUAAGACCGUCCUUCAUUUCCUAACAGCUCUUCGUGGUCACCUUUACAACUGCCAUCCCUGGCUGUUCCUUGACCUUCAACGAGAUCUUGACAAGCUUCAUUUACCACCUAAAAUACCACGUCCAACUUCAUUUACUGGAGAUGGGAAGGAGAUAAGAGAUGGUGCACUGCUCAUGAAGUGGAGACCACGCCUUCAUUAUUUAAUUCGUUCUUGCAGAUUAGGAGAAACUAAGGAAAAGAAGAGGAGAAGAGUUUGUACUGUUUUUGCUAAGCAUGAUGGCACCUUUAAUGGAGAGAUGCAAGAGAAAAUGGAUGAGCUUGAGAAAAAAGUACAAGCAACAGCAAGACACAUUGGUGUGUCAUCAUUGCUUGAAGAGAAAAUUGUGCCUGUAAACUUUUGUAGUGCAGGUCAGAUGGAUGAUGCGCAUCAAAUGGAUGAUGAUUACUCAUUGCGUCUUAAUCAAAAGCUCCAUCAAGUAAUCUGUGAAGCAUCUUAUGAAGACAUUCCUAUUGCCUGGGUCUUUCUACGUAGCUUAUUCUAUCGUAAUGAGAAAUGUGUCAUUGCAAAAGAAGAUCUUGAAAAAAUGGCAGAGGAAUGUGGCAUGGAUAAAAGUUCAUUUGCAGGAUUUUGCAAGUUUUACACAUCUUUUGGGAGUAUUUUUGAUCUGAGCCUGGUCGAUGAGAAAUGUCAAACUGUUGCUGUUAAGCCAAUGGCCUUCCUGCAGUUACUUGAUUGCCUUUUGUAUCCAAGUAAAGAGUUACAUAAAAAGUAUCCCAUUAUAUCGUAUGGAAUUUAUCCAGAGGAAGCUUGCAAGGAUGUUUUUAAGGCAGAUUGGUCAUUAUUUAUAGAUGCACUCAUUUCCUUGUCUUUGGCAACUAAGGUUGCACCUCAUCUUAUUGAAGCACCAGCAGAUAUUCCAUUCAAUCGUAACACGAUGCAUUACUUUAUCUCGUUGAGUCGUACUGGCCAGUUUAAUGAUGCUCUUCAUCCUCAUUCGAUACACAUAAUCACAAGCAUUAAUACACCACACGUCUUUAGACAAGUAACAGUUACCAAGCAUCUUUUAGAAUUGCUGAAAGCUCCUAAGCUCAUCCCAUGUAAGUAUUUCAACCGAACGAUCAUCAAAGAUACAUCUACUGGGACAACAAUCACCAUCGUGUCUCACAGCCCAGCUACCAGAUUGGAUUUGGAUAAACCCAACAGUGAAGUGUGUGGGUGUAUCGUUCGUGCAUACAAUAAAAUUGCUGAUACAUGCAAUGUUACUGUCAAAUACAAGUUUGUCAAGUUGUGUGCCGAUGAAAAAAUCUCAGAUGUUCAAUCUAUUCCGUCUUCCUCAUAUCGUAUUCUACCAGAUAAUGAGCUUUGUGCUAUAAGCAAAAAGCCUGAAAAUGAUGAUAGUGUCCUACUGCAGGCAUGGAAUAAAGCACUGGUUGAGAAUGAAAUAAAAGAUAUUUCUAAACCAACUGGAGAUAUAAAAGCAACUGAGCUGGCAGAUAUAGCAGACAGGAUUGCCUCUGUUGUACAAGAAUAUGAUAUGGAUGUUCGUGAAGUUGCUAAAACACUUCUUGGUGAGGAAAACAAGGAAAAGUUUCAAGGACUAAAAAAUGACAAGCGUGUAAAUGGCCUAAUCCUUUUAUGGUAUGAGAACCAGUUGAGUGUAAAAGGAGGUCAAGAACCAAGACGUGAAUUUGCCAAAAAGUUAUUCAAUCUAGGAGAGAAUCUUAUUGCCAACACUAUUGCUAAGCUGAGCAUUGAUAAGCAAGCAGAGUUUAAAAAAACAGUAAAAAGCAAGUUUGAGAAUAUGGCACAAGAAUUGGAUGCCUACUAUUAUCACUACUAAUUAAAUUGCCUUGCAACCACAUACUGGGUAUGAUAGUAGAUAGAAAGAUUAAAUUUAUAGUAUUAUUUUAUUACAUUAAUAGCUAGACUUUUAUACAUUUUAUAUUUUACCUCACACUAUUCUUGCUCAUAACUACAUGUAUUAGACAGUUCUAAAAAUUAUUUUUCUUCUAAAAAGUAAAAAAUGCACAGCAAGAUUCAGAAUUAACAGCUCAGCAGC
Amphimedon queenslandica is the source of this 2914-nucleotide messenger RNA. RefSeq lists its product as uncharacterized. The transcript is spliced from 5 exons. Bases 56 to 2695 code for a protein of 879 amino acids. Lineage: Eukaryota; Metazoa; Porifera; Demospongiae; Haplosclerida; Niphatidae. The record is from RefSeq and is a predicted model, not a curated record.